AUGAAACCACCACAAGGACGUCAAUAGUGGUUUUAAAUGUGAAAAUCGUACAAAACAAACAGUGUAACGUGAAAUGAACUGUAUAUUUCACAGUAGACCAAAUUGUUUUUUUCUCAGAAUGUUGACAUUUCAGGAAUAGCAGACAUAGUUCUAUUACAUAGGACAUUUGAAGUUGUCUCAAAGCUAAAUAGAAAAUAUUUCAUUCAAUCUUCUUCCGGUUGAUUUACAAAAUGACUGAAGUAGACGGGAAUUUUGAUAAUUUUGAUAGUCUAGAAGAAACAUCUGAUUUCCACUUUAUAGAUCCAGUUUCUUUACCAACAGGAAAAGACUACCACAUUUUUAUAGCUUACACUCACGUCGAUAGUUCUUUUGUACUGAGGCUAGACAAACUGCUACAGAACAAAGGUUUUAAAUGUUGCAUCCACGAAAGAGAUUUCAUACCAGGAAUGUUAAUUACAGAGAACAUAGUAAACCAUGUUAAACGAUCGGUUAAAUUUGUGUUUAUGCUAUCCAAAACCACCAGAGGUAAUGAAUGGAUGCAAUUUGAGUUUGAUGUUGCAGAAAAUUUACAAAUUCAAGAUAAAGGAUACAAGCCAAUCAUCUUAAAGCUAGAUAAUUGUGACCUUCCAGAUUAUAUGAAACGCUAUACUUACCUGCAAACAGAUGGUCCUGUUGGUAAAUGGAUUGGUUUACUAUUGAGAGCAAUUACUGACCAAACAGAGUCGAACAACCAUUUCCUGGAUUUUAGUAUAAACGACAUCGAGCGUUUUAGACAACUGGUUGAAAAAGGAAGUGAGCAAAGACAUUAUGUACGAAUUGUUGUUGUUGGAGAACAAGGGGCUGGAAAAAGUUGUUUUGUCCAUAGACUACUAGAUAAAGAAAUAAAAGAUGUUGUAUCAACGGAUUGCUUAGAUAUACAGAUUAAUGUUUGUGGAGUGGAUUUGGAUACCGAAGAAUGGUGUUUCAUUAAUGAAGAUAAUUUCAGUGGAACAACACGCCUUGGACAAAAUCUUAAAAAUGUAAAGCCUAACACGGAUUCUGAGGAAGUAUUGUACAGAAGGAAAGAAACAUCAAACACAGAUACUCAAACUAUCUGCAAAGUAACAAGGGCAGAUAUAUCAGACAACAGGAAUUCUUCUGCAGAAGGGAUAUCAAGAGUUGAAAAUGAUUUGUAUUGGAAAGAGAGUCUUUCUCAGGUAAAUGAUGUCAAGCCUUUCAACAGACGUCUGGCUUGCGUUUCCUUUUGGGAUUUCGCAGGACAUACUGAGUAUUAUCCAACACAUCAACUAUUCCUGUCACGUACAUGCAUCGUUUUGCUAGUAACAGAUAUUACAAAGAAAAUAGGGGACCUCUCAAGAAAGAAUUUGAGUGGGCACUUUAUGGAUGUAUUAGAACAGCCAAUGGAGAAUGUUGCAGGAUAUAUAGACUACUGGAGCAGUUGCAUCCAUACGUUUGGUUACACAUGCCCUGGAAGCGAGCUUAAUCCUCCGAUUAUAGUUAUAACUACACACACUGAUGCAAUACAAGAUAACCUAGAUUAUGCAAAAUCAAAUUACAAGGAGGAUCUGAACAACGUGGUACAGAGGGAUGAAAAAAGAAGACAUUUUCGUAGACAUUUCUUUCUAUCUAAUACUGAUGAGCGGAAUUACAGUAAAGAAAUUCCAAGCAUUAGAAAGUACAUCUACGAUAUUUCAACACAACAAGAAAACUGGGGUGUAGAAGUGCCUUUGAAAUGGAUUCCUUUAGAGAAUGAACUUAUCAAGCAUAGAAAAAUGGGUAAAAAUAUAUUAUCGUUUCAAAGCAUUAAGGAAAUAAGUGACGAAAGUCAUCGUCUUAUAGCAGAUGAAGAUGAAUUUAAAAUGUUUUUGAAAUUUCACCAUGAUCUUGGAACAGUAAUUUAUUUUGACGAUGUACCUGAUUUUAUAAUCAUCAAUCCUAACUGGUUUGUCAAAGCUCUCCGAUGUAUUGUUUCAGCAAGAGACUUUAUUUCAGAAAAUUUACAAUUAAAUUGGAAGGAAUACGAGGAAUCUGGAUACAUAGGUAUGGAAAUGAUACAUACAAUAUUCCAGCAAAAGGACCCGGAAUUAGCACACAAUCAAGAACAUAUCAUUCGCUUAAUGGAAAAAUACGAUAUUGUCGUGGAAAUACCAAAUGUUGUUCGUCAGAAAGAACGUGAAAAGCAGUAUUGUGUUCCUUGCAUAGUAAAAGCAUCUGCAAUUGAAAUAAUGACCAAUUAUUUUGUUGGGCAAGAAAAAACAUCUAUUCUUUGUUUUGAAUAUGAAUUUUUACCACCUAUGUUUUUUUGUCACCUUGUUGUUUAUCUACUUCGUACGUACAAUUUAAGUAACGAAAGUCCAUCAUCAUCCAAAAAAGCGUUAUACCGAGGUGCAUGCGUGUUUGACAUCGAUUUCACCGGCCGCGAAAAGUUAUUCCUUUGCAAAUACCAAAAUACUAUCCAAGUGCAAAUCUGGAGAUGGAACUCAGCUAUAACCGGUUCAGGACAAAGAAUACGCAUUGAUAUUGAAGAUGAAUUAAAUUGCAUACAAAGAAAAUACAGAUUAGACUCUUUGAAAAACUACACACUGAAAGUGAAAUGCCAAUUUAGUGAAAGUACAAGUCUGGAAGGCAUGGCUGAACUAGGCCCCUUAGUCAACACAGAGACAAACUUCUAUUGUAAUGUUCAUGGAUGCACUCAUUCCACAGAAAACAUCCGAAGAACAUGGGCCUUUAACCGAGGAGCGGAAGAAAUAUCAAAGUUAACAGACGAAAAUAUGAACUUCUUACGGAUUCAAAAAAUUUCGACGGAAUUGAUGUGUGAUAUUUUAUAUGAAUUGCUGCUUCAUGAUAACUAUCUAGGACUAAAACCAAGAAAUGAAAGUGAUGUUACCGAUUUAUAUAGCAAAAUUAGAGGACAUAAGCUGAGAGUUCCAUCUAAUGGAUGGGGAGGUAAGCUAUGGCCUAACGAAUCAAUACAUACGAAACCUGGGGAUGAUAUCGAGAGAAUACGGUUGACCAGAAAUAGGCUACAGCAUUCCAGUCAGUUCCAAAUGACUGACAGUGAAUACAACGAAAGGAUACAGCAACUUACUAGACUGACUGAACGAUUUGAAUUUUUGUUAAACCCAAGGGAAUCCUACAUUGCUCGACUUAACAAAAUACGAACAACUGAAUUGAGGGAUAAUGAUUUAGCCAUGUGUAUAAAUGUACUGAUGAAAGAGGUACCAAGAUUUGUUGCAUGGCUGUAUAGACGACGGCCAAAUUUGUCAAAGAAAAGAAAUUUCUGGCGUAGGAGGUGGAUGUGGAAGAUAGGACUUGGAGUUUUGGGCAUCAUUUUACAACCAGAACGUACAAUGUUUUCUUGGUUUAUUGACUAAUUGGCUUGUUCUAUAUAAAUUUUCAUCGCGGAUUUUGCUUAAGAGUUGAAAAUACUUCAAUUCUUGUGGAAUAAAUCUAAAAAUUUUAUAAUGGUAACACCAUGAAUUCAUACGGCCAUAAUGAAAUUAACAUAAUGAACAAGUUACAUGAUCGCUCCUGACAUUGGCUUAGGGAUAACUUUUUACCUAGCAAACAGAAAUUUAUUAUUUGAAGAAUGGUUUUGCUGAAUUAUAUCUUGAAUAGACUCCCACUGCUGUAUUCACAUGCCGUCAUGAGAUAUCAUUUUAUAACUAUAGAACCUGGGAGGAAUUAUGGGUUAUCACAUUUAUUUUGUAUCAUUUAAUUCCCAGGUUCCUUUUAUAUAUGUAUGAUAAAAUAUCUUCUUUUAUAAUAUACUUAUAAGGCUCUGUUUAAA
Molecule: messenger RNA, 3790 nt
Organism: Mytilus californianus (California mussel)
Lineage: Eukaryota; Metazoa; Mollusca; Bivalvia; Mytilida; Mytilidae
Exons: 9
Coding region: 231-3374 (1047 amino acids)
Biological process (GO): toll-like receptor signaling pathway; immune response
Cellular component (GO): membrane
Molecular function (GO): transmembrane signaling receptor activity
Source: RefSeq, a predicted model, not a curated record